GGGGCGCGCCCCGGGACUCCGCCCCCCAGCUCCCCUCCCGGAGCCCGGGUGCCCGGCUCGCGCGGCUCGGUACGAGACGGGGACCUCGCGCCGCCCCAGCGCCCCCGCCCCGCGUGUGAGGCGCCGCGCCCUCCGGCCGCCCUGCCCGGUGCAUGGAGGGGCCCGUUCGGAUCGCAGCCGCCGCCGCCGCCAGCGCGCGGGGGGAUGACCUGCGGGUGGCUCUCGGAGCCGGCUGCCGAGCAGGAGGUCUGGGGGCUUAGCCAGCCUUGCGGAGAGUGAGCCGAGGCCUGGGCUUUCUCUGGAAGUCAUCCCUGCAUACUUCUGUAAUUGGGCGCUAUGCAUCCAGACCUCGGACCCUUAUGGACACUGCUGUAUGUUCUUGUGAUUCUGUGUUCUUCUGUGAGUUCAGACUUGGCACCUUAUUUUAUUUCUGAACCACUCUCUGCGGUCCAGAAGCUUGGUAGACCCGUGGUCCUACAUUGUUCUGCUAAACCAGUUACUGCCCGCAUCUCAUGGUUGCACAAUGGGAAACAAUUGGACAGAAACACGGAACAGAUUAAGAUUCAUCGGGGGACUUUGACAAUUCUGUCUCUUAACCCUUCCCUUUCUGGUUGCUACCGGUGCGUUGCCAACAACAGCAUUGGUGCUAUUGUGAGUGGCCCUGCAACAGUGUCCACUGCAGCUCUUGGUGACUUCGAUCCAUCAACAAUGCAUGUUAUUACUGCAGAAGAGAAGAAUACGGGUUUCGUUGGCUGUAGGGUACCAGAGAGCAACCCCAAAGCCGAGGUGCGCUAUAAGAUCCGGGGAAAGUGGCUGAAGUAUUCCACAGGGAACUACUUAAUCCUCCCCUCGGGAAAUCUUCAGAUUUUGAAUGUGUCCUCGAAGGAUAAGGGAUCAUACAAAUGUGCUGCUUAUAAUCCUGUCACCAGCGAAUUGAAAGUCGAACCCAUUGGCCGGAAGCUCCUUGUGAGUCGCCCUUCCUCAGCAGACGGUUUUCACAUUCUUCACCCUGCUCUUUCUCAGGCAUUGUCUGUCCUCCCUCAUAGCCCUGUUACCUUGGAGUGUGUGGUGAGUGGGGUCCCGGCCUCACAGGUGUAUUGGCUGAAGGAUGGGCAGGAUGCUGUGUCAGGAAGCAACUGGAGGAGGCUUUACUCUCAUCUUGCCACGGCUAGCAUUGACCCAGCAGACUCAGGAAACUAUUCGUGUGUGGUGGGCAACAAGUCCGGAGAUGUUAAACAUGUCACUUACAUGGUCAAUGUUCUGGAGCAUGCUUCAAUUUCUAAAGGACUACAGGAUCAGAAAGUGUCUCUGGGGGCCACUGUGCAUUUUACCUGUGAUGUUCACGGGAACCCAGCCCCCAACCGCACCUGGUUUCAUAACGCACAGCCUAUUCGCCCCUCCUCACGGCAUCUAGCCGAAGGAAACGGACUGAAGAUCACCGGGGUUACCAUGGAAGACUCUGGGCUGUAUCAGUGUGUAGCAGACAAUGGGAUUGGAUUCAUGCAGUCUACUGGAAGACUUCAAAUUGAACAAGACAGUGGACUGAAGCCUGUUAUAGUCACGGCACCGGCAAAUGUAGAGGUGACGGACGGAGACUUUGUGACCUUGUCUUGCAAUGCCACUGGAGUGCCUGUCCCAGUCAUUCAUUGGUAUGGCCGCCAUGGAUUGAUAACCAGCCAUCCAUCUCAGGUCCUUAGGUCCAAGUCCCGCAAGUCCCACCUGCUCCGACACAGGGACCCGAACCUGGAGCCUGUCUACUUCAUCAUGUCCCGAGCUGGCUCAAGCUCUCUGUCUAUUCAGGCAGCUACUCAGGAACAUGCUGGGAAAUACACCUGCGAAGCCACUAACGAACACGGCGCCACACGGUCCGAAGCGUUCCUCACAGUCGUUCCUUUUGAAACAAAUACCAAAGCAGAGUCAGUCACACCUUCUGAAGCGACUCAGAAUGAUGAACGAGACCCAGGAGAUGCUCCAGAGUCUAGCUUGCUGCACUUGUUUCCAGUGAAGGUGCAUUCUAGUGGGGUGGAACUGCCGGCAGAGAAAAACGCCUCCGUCCCCGAUGCUCCUAACAUCCUGAGCCCCCCACAGACCCACAUGCCAGACACGUACAACCUGGUGUGGAGGGCAGGGAGGGAUGGCGGACUGCCCAUCAAUGCCUAUUUUGUGAAGUACCGAAAGCUGGAUGACGGCACUGGUGCAGUGGGCAACUGGCACACGGUUCGUGUCCCAGGGAGUGAAAACGAGCUGCAUCUAACUGAACUGGAGCCAUCGAGUCUGUAUGAAGUUUUGAUGGUGGCCAGAAGUGCAGCUGGUGAAGGCCAGCCUGCCAUGCUUACCUUCCGGACCAGCAAAGAAAAAAUGACAUCGUCAAAAAACAGCCAGGCAUCCUCUCUACCUGUGGGCAUCCCUAAGCGUCCUGCUAUUUCAGAGGCUUCCAGCAGCAAUUUCGGAGUUGUGCUUACGGAUUCCUCUAGGUAUAGCGGAGUCCCAGAGGCGCCGGAUCGGCCUACUAUCUCUACAGCGUCAGAGACCUCCGUCUAUGUCACUUGGAUUCCCCGGGCAAAUGGUGGCUCACCCAUCACAGCCUUCAAGGUGGAGUAUAAACGGAUGAGGACUAGUGAUUGGCUGGUGGCCGCCGAAGAUAUCCCUCCUUCCAAACUUUCUGUCGAAGUUCGUAGUUUAGAACCAGGUUCAACAUACAAAUUUCGAGUCAUUGCUAUCAACCAUUAUGGUGAGAGUUUCCGGAGCUCAGCAUCCCGUCCUUACCAGGUGGCUGGCUUCCCAAAUCGCUUUUCCAACCGCCCAAUAACCGGACCUCACAUUGCAUACACAGAGGCUGUCAGCGAUACUCAGAUUGUGCUCAAGUGGACGUAUAUUCCAUCAAGUAAUAAUAACACUCCCAUUCAAGGAUUUUAUAUCUAUUAUCGGCCGACAGACAGUGACAAUGACAGCGAUUACAAGAGGGAUGUUGUUGAAGGUUCAAAGCAGUGGCACACGAUUGGUCACCUGCAGCCGGAAACCUCCUAUGACAUUAAGAUGCAGUGCUUUAAUGAAGGCGGGGAGAGCGAGUUCAGCAACGUGAUGAUCUGUGAGACCAAAGUAAAACGUGUUCCUGGAGCUUCAGAGUAUCCCGUGAGAGACUUGAGCACCCCUCCCAGUUCUUCGGGAAACGGAGGGCAUGUGGGGCCUGCGACCAGCCCUGCCAGGAGCAGUGAUAUGUUGUACCUCAUCGUUGGCUGUGUGCUUGGUGUUAUGGUCCUCAUUCUUAUGGUUUUCAUUGCACUGUGUUUGUGGAAGAGUCGCCAGCAGAGUGCCAUACAGAAAUAUGAUCCUCCAGGAUACCUCUAUCAAGGGUCAGAGAUUAACGGGCAGAUGGUAGAGUACGCCACGCUCUCAGGAGCAGCCCGGAUCAAUGGGAGUGUCCACGGAGGCUUCCUCAGCAAUGGCUGUUCUCAUCCCCACCAUAAAGGCCCCGGUGGAGUCAAUGGGAUCCUGAAUGGAAGCAUCAACAGAGGGCUUGAUUCUGCACACACAAACUCGCUAGCCAGGACACGGGUCGAGUUUGAGCAUUCCCACCAUCUACUGAAUGGUGGAGGAAUGUACACAGCAGUGCCUCAGAUUGACCCACUGGAAUGCAUUAAUUGUCGGAAUUGCCGGAACAACAAUAGGUGUUUCACCAAAACCAGCGCUCCCCUUCCUGUGGUCCCAGUGGUAGCGCCUUAUCCUCAGGAUGGUCUGGAAAUGAAGCCCCUCAGUGCCGUGAAGGUACCCGUGUGUCCAGCUUCCACAGUUCCUGACUGUGGCCAGUUACCUGAGGAGAGCAUCAAGGACAGUGUGGCACCAGCACCUACCCAGCACACCUGCUGUCAGGACACACUCAGUGACAUCAAUUCUGAUUCCACAGAAGAUACAGCCGAGUUCAGCAGAGGAGAUAGCAAUGGCCCUUCAGACGCAGAGGACAGAGCUUUAAGUUGGGAUCCUCUUAUCUUGUCAGCUGUCGUGGAGGACUGCACAGAGAAGACAACAUGGUCUCCUGGCCUUCCUCUAGAGGGGCUGCCGGUGGUCCUUCGGCAAGCCCAGGAGACCUGAGAAAGUACACAGGCCUCCUCAUGUUCCCACUGUAAGCCAGGGACUGUACAGCACAGGCUGGGGACAAACUGUGUGAAGGACAUUAAUUCAAACCAGAGAAAACCAUUAUUUAUUUUUGUAGUAGUAAUGUCAUGAAUGUAUCUUUAAAAUGUGUGCCCUUUUAUAUUAUUUAUGUCUUAAGUAUGCCCUUUUCAUUCCUUCUUCCGCUUCAAUGGCACCCCACACCACCACCUAUAGUUUCAGUAAUUGGGAGAGCAUAGGGAUCAUUCUGUUUUCCAGAACCUUCAAUGGCAGUAGGGACUUGUGCUGGGUCCCGUCUUCUGGCCUAUUCAGUUGUGGGGAGGAGGGUUGCCCAAGCCAUUUGAAGUUUGCCAUCGUCACCCCCAGAUAGAAAACUGUCACUUAUCCCAUGUUACCAGACUUUCAGAGAACUUUUAAAAUCAACCACAGUUGUGAUCUUAUAUUUAUAAUAGCAAACCCAACUGACAAAUUUUAUGGCUGCCUUCCAGAAAAGUACUAAUACUGACUUAGUUUCUCUCUUUACCUGGGUAUAAGAAAUGAUCGACCUUCUGGGUAGCAAAUUAGCCAGUGUUAUGAACAGAGAAGCAUGUAGGGCCUGGUUGGAUUGUUGGAUUGUGUAGAAGGGGAACCAAGUUCAGAAGAAAAAUGAGUGCCUUCGUGGUCCACCGCUUUAAUCAUGUCAGCUUACAGAUUGGGCGCCAUGUUUGCAAGGGUGUGUGCAAAAUCAGGCUUGUAAAGGGAUAGCUUGCAAAGAAAGCUGCCACGCGCCUCAGGAAGAAGGGACCUAAGCGAGCUCUGUAUUCUGUAGUGCUCGUAGUGCCUCACCACUUGAAGACGGUCCGUUCUGUCACUUCCAGCAUGCACAGUGUCUUGGAUGAUAGCAGCAAGCAUGGUGGGUCAGCCUUCUGCCACUAUGCCAAGUUACCUGAGCUGAUUAUCUUACUCAGGAAAAGGUUCUUUUGGCUCACAGUUUCAGAACUUCCAAUUUGUGAUUGAAUGGACCUGUGGCUCUGGGCCAGUGCUGAGGAAGCACAUUGUGAUGGGCAUGCAUGGUGGAGCAAGAUAACUUAUACCAUAAGCCUGAGGCACGGGGAGGAAGGGAAGAGGAGCAGAGUGUACACACCCCCUCCAAGAGCAUGCCUCUAGAUCUGGAGCCCUCACACUUGUCCCCUGUUCAAGCCUCUACCACUUCCUAAACAUGCCACCCUGGGCACCAGGCCUUGGGAAAUGGAGCCAAACUAUAGCAGAUGGCAGGGAAGGCUAAGCUUGAGGAAAAGGUUUAGGGGCGUUUUCUGACAUUUUUCUGGCUGCCAUCAUUGUGAACUCAGUCUUUGGUCCACAGAGUCUCUACAUCACAGUUACUGUUUUCUGAGUGGCAAGAACAUUGCAGCUAUCUUUGGAAGGCUUUUCUCCAUGUGUAGAACAGAAACCCCAGGCACCACAAAUGCACUUCAUAGCUCAAACCAGGCCCUGAUGGAUCACUGCUUGUUUUUGAAUGGUGUAUCCCUUGGGGUUGGGGGGAGGGGGAAUGACAGAAAAUUAUUCUCCUUUGUGGAAUCCAACAAUUGCAGGAUACGUUUUGUUCUAGUUGCCCACAAAUUGCAGUGGAAGAGAAUCAGAUUCUGUACUAAUCAACUCUGUGUAGAUGUGCCAGUGUUCCCUUUCACACAUUUGUAUCUUUUAUAAACAGAGCUGUUAGUAGGUAUGUGCUGUUUCAGCAAGGGCGCUAUGCAAGUUACUCCCGGUAGAAUGCAGCGACUGGAAUUCCACAGCUGGGUAGUGGGGCUACUGGAGAAGCAAGUUCUAUGAUCUCGGGGUUCAUGUCUGUAGUGUACGAGAUCUGUAGUUAGUUUUGGAGACAGCUGCAGCCCUUACAUCUGUGACUAGCAAAGGACAAAGUCCUAGUACAUGUGACAUAGAGACAUACUGUGUGUGUUUUGCCAGUCUAGUUAGAACAAAACUGUCUCAUCUUGGAGUGGGGGUUUAAGAAAGCAGGAAGCAGAUGUCUGUGGGCGGUCAGUUUGUUGUGACUCAUAAAGCUUGAGCUUUAGGUCAGAAACUGCUUUUAAAGAUUGAAUUUGACAUGGGGCUUGCCCAUGAUGAAGAGAAAAUGACUUUACCUUUAGGGCAAUCUCAUUGUGGACUGCUUUAUUUAUGAUAGUAACGCUGUUUUAAGUGUUAUCCAUUUUAUUGUAUUUUAUUUAUAAAAAUGGCUUUAUAUAUUGAGAUAUAUAAAUAUAAAUAUAAAUCUAUAUAAUUGCUUUUAUAUUUAGGAGUUUGAAUUCUCCUCAGUGUGAGUUUCUCUGAACUUUCAUGCCCUGCACAGUCACCAAAAGUGGUCCUAGCAAGUGUCGCUUCCCCCAGGAAUUAAGAGGCCAUAGGAAAAUAAGGGGGUGGCAUGCAUUUGUAGGGUAACUACUGUGUUUUAGACUCCGUUCGUUAGUGUUAUCCAACCCCUACAGCAAGCAGAGCAGGCAUGAAAUUCCCGGCUCACGCGUGAACAAGAGGCUGCACUGGAGCCAUUUCCCCGGUCCGUCACCCAUGUUCCCAUUUCCCUGCCCUCUGGAGGUGUUACACUCUCUGUGGGACCAGUCCAGAACGUGGGCUGUUGGAUCUCUACUGCGCUCUUCCUCUGCAAGUCUCCUGCUGCAGCUAGUGGGGCUUCCCCCUGUCCAGACUCAUCCCAAACUGGCAGAGCAGAGCCAAGUAUUCCAUCUUCAGGAGUCUCUCAUUGACAUCCCGUUCUAGCCCUCACCCCACUCCUACCCUGUCCCUCUCCCUCCCCUCAUGGAGGUUUGACCUUCAACUGACCUGAUGACCAUGAAGUUGGUAGGUCCUCUUCAUGUUUUGGGUGACUGUUUAGCAUUAAACUUACUCGAGUCCUAGUGAAUCAUGUCGCCGCUCCCUGGUUGUGUUCUUCAGUUAUGUGCUGACUCUGGGGAUAGGUGCUGUACAGGGUACGGGUUAAUUGCAUUAUUGAAACUGUUGGUGUGAUCUCAUCAUCAAGUGGUUUGCUGGAUUCGCUUUGUAUAGACUGAAUCUCUGAAGACCAAGGCAUCGUACCAGGCUGAUCCUAUCACUUCUCUCCGCCAUCUUCAGUGCUGCCAAGAAACUGUUCGGAAUUGUCUUUACCUGUAUUGCUCGCUCUUACAGCCUUGACUGUGAGAUGCACAUUUUGUACUAUAUUGAAAAGUAUGUUUUAUUUUCCCUAAAGUUGUGAUAUUAUGUUUGAAAUUGUACAUACUUUAAGUGAUGUAGUUUUGACAGGUUUUAUUUUGUUGAUAUGAUUUUAUAUUAAAAGAGAAUGCUGCUUUCA
Molecule: messenger RNA, 7426 nt
Organism: Microtus ochrogaster (prairie vole)
Lineage: Eukaryota; Metazoa; Chordata; Mammalia; Rodentia; Cricetidae
Gene: Cdon
Product: cell adhesion associated, oncogene regulated
Biological process (GO): nervous system development; cell-cell adhesion
Molecular function (GO): protein binding
Source: RefSeq, a predicted model, not a curated record